Helianthus annuus (common sunflower) is the source of this 363-nucleotide messenger RNA. RefSeq lists its product as uncharacterized. The coding region runs from base 1 to 363 and encodes 120 amino acids. The record is from RefSeq and is a predicted model, not a curated record. The transcript has a single exon. Lineage: Eukaryota; Viridiplantae; Streptophyta; Magnoliopsida; Asterales; Asteraceae.
AUGGGCGAUAAAUCCUCUACUUCCACUAACCCAACACCCAACAGUCUCCAUCCGGUGUAUACAGUGACUAAUAUCCAACAUAAAGUCCGUAUGCUCGAUGGAACGAAGGUCUCCUACCCUUCUUGGGUUAAACUGUUCAUGCUUCACGCUACCGGGUAUGAAGUGGUUCACCAUAUCGACGGCACGCCGGCCCCGGGUAAAGAUGCUGCUGACUACCCCGCGUGGAAGAAGAUCGAUGCGGUCGUCUUACAAUGGAUCUACGGGACUUUAUCGGAUGAACUUCUGGUCCGAGUCCUUGAAGACACAUCAACGGCGUAUGAGGCAUGGGAGUAUUUCACAAUAGAGACGCGUAUGGUGUUUUAA